AUGCACAGACUCUCCAAUCGCUCUUCCUCCGUCUCCGCCCUACUCCGUUACGGCGGCGCACUUCGCCGUGACGCUGCUCUCCCACUUUCCACAUCUUACUCUCAUUUGGUGGGAGAGAAUGACUCAAAAUCCAGAUGGUAUUCAAUAUUAGGUUCUGAGAAAUCCGGCAGUGUUGAUCAGCUAAACUUGAAAAGAGAUUUGUUUUUGGGAAAACGAUAUGAAUCAACUGUUGCAGAAUCUAGUGCAUCAAGUUCCCCACCAGCUGAGAAAUUUGAGUACCAAGCAGAGGUUAGUCGGCUCAUGGACCUUAUUGUUAACAGUUUAUACAGUAACAAGGAAGUGUUUCUCAGGGAACUUAUCAGUAAUGCAAGUGAUGCCUUGGAUAAGCUGCGGUUUUUGAGUGUUACAGAGCCUGACCUGAUGAAGGAUGCGAUUGAUUUUGACAUCCGAAUUCAAGCUGAUAAAGAUAAUGGGAUCAUCACUAUUACUGAUACAGGCAUUGGCAUGACUAAGCAGGAACUAGUUGACUGUCUUGGAACUAUUGCUCAAAGUGGAACUGCAAAGUUUUUGAAGGCUCUCAAGGAUAGCAAGGGUGCUGGUGGUGACAACAACUUAAUUGGUCAAUUUGGUGUGGGAUUUUAUUCUGCUUUUCUAGUUGCUGAUCGGGUGGUUGUCUCAACCAAGAGUCCAAGAUCAGAUAAACAAUACGUUUGGGAAGGAGAGGUAAAUGCUAGCUCAUAUACCAUAUCUGAGGAGACGGAUCAGGAGAAGCUGAUUCCAAGAGGAACUCGCCUUACCCUGCAUCUAAAGAGGGAUGACAAAGGUUUUGCACACCCAGAGCGAAUUGAGAAGCUUGUGAAAAACUACUCCCAAUUUGUCUCAUUCCCAAUAUACACUUGGCAGGAAAAGGGAUUCACCAAAGAAAUAGAGGUUGAUGAGGAUCCAACUGAGGCGAAAACGGACAACCAAGAUGAGAAGACUGAGAAGAAAAAGAAAACUAAGACUGUUGUUGAGAAGUAUUGGGACUGGGAGCUCACAAAUGAGACACAACCUAUCUGGCUUCGUAAUCCUAAAGAAGUCACCAAAGAGGACUACAAUGAGUUUUACAAGAAAACAUUUAAUGAAUACUUGGAGCCAUUGGCAUCAUCACACUUUACCACAGAGGGUGAGGUAGAAUUUAGGUCUAUACUUUAUGUUCCUCCCUAUGCUCCAUCAGGGAAGGAUGAUGUAAUCAAUCCCAAGACCAAAAAUAUAAGACUUUACGUGAAGAGAGUAUUUAUUUCAGAUGACUUUGAUGGAGAACUGUUCCCAAGAUACUUAAGUUUUGUCAAAGGUGUGGUCGACUCGAAUGAUCUUCCACUCAAUGUGUCACGUGAAAUUCUUCAAGAGAGCCGCAUAGUGCGGAUUAUGAGGAAGCGAUUGGUCAGAAAGGCUUUUGAUAUGAUUUUGGGGAUAUCCAUGAGUGAUAACAAAGAGGACUAUGAGAAGUUCUGGGAUAACUUUGGCAAACACUUGAAAUUGGGUUGCAUUGAAGACCGAGAGAAUCACAAACGCAUUGCUCCGUUGCUUCGGUUUUUCUCAUCCCAAAGUGAGGAAGAAUUUAUCAGCUUGGAUGAAUAUGUUGAGAACAUGAAACCUGAUCAAAAGGAUAUUUAUUACAUUGCUGCUGACAGUGUGAAUAGUGCAAAGAACACACCUUUCUUGGAGAAACUUGCGGAGAAGGAUCUUGAAGUGCUGUUUUUGGUGGAUCCAAUAGACGAGGUUGCCAUCCAAAAUAUUAAAUCAUACAAGGAAAAGAAUUUUGUUGAUAUUAGCAAGGAAGACUUGGAUCUAGGUGACAAAAAUGAGGAAAAGGAAAAAGAGAUUAAGCAGGAAUAUAGUGGGACAAUUGAUUGGAUUAAGAAACGUUUGGGAGAUAAAGUUGCAAGUGUGCAGAUUUCAAACCGAUUGAGCUCUUCGCCUUGUGUCCUGGUGUCAGGAAAAUUUGGUUGGUCUGCAAACAUGGAAAGGCUAAUGAAGUCACAAACAAUGGGUGAUGCCACUAGCUUGGAAUUCAUGAGAAGCAGAAGGGUGUUUGAGAUCAACCCUGAACAUCCUAUUAUCAAGAACUUGGACGCUGCUUGUAAAACUAAUCCCGAUGACCAAGAGGCCCUCAGAGCUAUUGAUCUUCUGUACGAUGCAGCUUUGGUUUCCAGUGGAUUUACGCCUGAUAAUCCAGCACAACUUGGAGGAAAAAUAUACGAGAUGAUGGGUAUGGCUCUUAGUGGUAAAUGGUCAUCUCCUCCAAGUCAGUUUGAGUCCACUCAAACUCAACCCCAUGUUCUAGAAACGGUUGAAGCUGAAGUGGUCGAGCCAACUGAAGCUGGCAGUCAAAAGUGA
Lathyrus sativus (Indian pea) is the source of this 2379-nucleotide messenger RNA. The record is from the annotation of a GenBank genome assembly. NCBI's taxonomy places the organism in Eukaryota, Viridiplantae, Streptophyta, Magnoliopsida, Fabales, Fabaceae.